AUGGUUCAGAUUUACUGGCAAAAAAAAUUGCUCCACAUCAAUCACUCCGAAGCCCCCAAACAUGGCGUCGAUCAAAUCCUCUGCUUCGCGUUACACCUCCUACGAUUCUCGAUCUUCGACCCAGCCUUUCCAAUCCGACCCCUCAUCCUCCACCGAGCUCAAACCCAACAAACCCUUAAUCAAACGCCUCAUUGGCGGCUCCGCCAAUCGCAACCACCACCAGCCUCCGUCUGCGGCGGCGCAGAGCUCUUCUCGAGCCAUCGUGAAGGCCAAACCGUCGGAUUUAGUUCAGGUGAAGCAAAAGCAAGAUCAAAAUUUGAGUGGGUUGGUCAAGAAAUUGAUGGGGGCGAAGCCGAAGAAGGCGGCGAAUUUUGUGAUUCCAGUGGAUUUAUUGCGGAGGAUUUGAAGAAGACGGCGAAGAAAGGGUCGAAUUUGGGUGGGUUGAAUCGGAAAUUGUUUGGUAAAGGGUCGGAGAUGAAGGCAUUGACGGAGGUGAAGUCGAAUACGAGAACUUUGGCGAUGGUGCUGAGGAGUGAAAGAGAGCUUUUGAGUCAGAAAAAGGAGCAGGAGGUGGAGAUCACUGAUCUCAAAUUGAUGGUAGAGGAGAAAAACAGAGAGGUUGAGAAGCUGAAGGAUUUGUGUUUGAAGCAAAGGGAAGAGAUAAAGGCGUUGAAGAAUGCUGUACUAUUUCCGGAUGCCAUGAAUUCGCAGUUUCAGGAACUUUGGGAGAAGCAAGGUUCCGAACUAAAGCAGGCAAAACGACUCAUCCCUAGUCUCCAUAGACAGGUCACUUCUCUUACAGGCCAACUUCAAUGCCUUGCCGAAGAUCUUGCAGAGGUGAAGGCAGAUAAAUAUUCAGUGAGGAGGUGUUAUGAUAAUCUUGUCAGCUCUCCGAGGACACUGGCAUAUGAUCAAGAAGACACCCCUAAUUCUCUGGAAUUUGAGGCAUUGGGCUGUGAUUCUUCACCGGAUGAAAGAUUUUCUAGAAACAAUAUGCAGUUGAGGCACGAGAUUGGUUUUGACUUCUGUGUUAGAAAAAUGUUAAAAAGUUCAGAUUGUUGCCAAUGUUCCAACUCAUCAGGGAGCACUUCUGCCCGACCAGCACGCAGAUCAGGCGAAAGCAAAUGCACAUAUGGAAAGCAGAUGAACCAUAAGUUUUUGAGUUAUUUGGUGAAUAGUAUAAGCACAUAGAAAUUGAUCACAGAACCGAACACAAAUUGUAUAUAGAUGGCUAAGAAAUGUGGAUCCACCCAACAAAUUUUUAAAAAUCUUAUCCAUUCACAUAUAUUUUGUGUCCAACUCUGUGAUCAUUUUUUGUGUUCAUAUCAGAACUGUGAUUUGGCGGCCUAGAGUUUGGAUGUACCAGAGCAUUUUGUUUUGAGCACAAUUUCUCCUUUACUCCUCUUCGUAUUGUGGUCUGUAAUUCUGGUUAGCACUCUAUUGGUUUUUAUAUGAUAUAAGAGGCACUGGCCAAUAUGUUCAUCUUCAGUAAAAGAAGAGGUUGAAAUUGCUCGACUUGAGAG
Molecule: messenger RNA, 1523 nt
Organism: Camellia sinensis
Lineage: Eukaryota; Viridiplantae; Streptophyta; Magnoliopsida; Ericales; Theaceae
Source: RefSeq, a predicted model, not a curated record